This is a messenger RNA of Leptonychotes weddellii (Weddell seal), 1827 nucleotides long. Lineage: Eukaryota; Metazoa; Chordata; Mammalia; Carnivora; Phocidae. The record is from RefSeq and is a predicted model, not a curated record.
AUGGCCGAGUCCCAGCUGAGCUGCCUGGACGAGGCGCACGUGAACGAGAGGGUGACCGAGGCGCAGGCCGCCUUCUACUACUGCGAGCGGAGGCGGGCCGCGCUGGAGGCGCUGCUGGGCGGCGGCGAGCGGGCCUACCGCGAGCUGGUCAAGAAGGAGCAGCUGCGGGACUUCCUCUCCAGCCGGGAGCAACAGGCCCUCCGCGCCGCCUGGAUCCCCUACGAGGACGCCGCCGCCGCCGCCAACGCCGCAGCCCGAGGCAAGAGCAAGGCCAAGGCGAAAGCCCCGGCGCAGGCCCCGGCCGAGCCCUGCGAGUCCCUGGCCUACUGGCCCGACCGCUCCGACACCGAGGUGCCCCCGCUGGACCUGGGCUGGACCGACACGGGCGUCUACCGCGGCGUGAGCCGCAUCACCCUCUUCACCCACCCGCCCAAGGAGGAGAAGGCGCCCCAUCUCAAACAGGUGGUCAGGCAGAUGAUCCAACAGGCCCAGAAGGUCAUUGCGGUGGUCAUGGACCUCUUCACUGAUGGCGAUAUCUUCCAAGACAUUGUGGAUGCUGCCUCUAAGCGCCAGGUCCCAGUAUAUAUCAUCCUGGAUGAGGCAGGCGUGAAGUUUUUCUUGGAAAUGUGUCAGGGCCUAGAGCUCACCGACUUCCGUAUUCGGAACAUCCGUGUCCGCUCUGUGACGGGUGUUGGCUUCUACAUGCCCAUGGGGAAGAUCAAGGGGACCCUGUCAUCAACGUUCCUAAUGGUAGAUGGUGAAAAAGUAGCCACUGGAUCUUACAGGCUGGGCCUACGUGUUGUGCUUUUCUGUCCCCACGUUCCCAGGUUCACCUGGAGCUCCUCCUACAUGGACAGGAACCUUCUCCUCCUCCUCACAGGGCAGAACGUGGAGCCCUUCGAUGUGGAGUUCCGGGAGCUGUAUGCCAUCUCCGAGGAGGUGAACUUGCACCAGCAGCUGAACCUGGCAGGGGGCGCCGGGAGGCUCGGCGUCAACUACUCUUCCACCGUGGCUCGCAAGCUAAUCAACCCCAAGUAUGCCCUGGUGUCAGGCAGCCGCCACCCCCCCGGGGAGAUGAUGCGCUGGGCCGCCGGGCAGCAGCGGGAGGCCGGCGGCGACCCGGAGGAGCAGGAGGAGGGGGGCAGAGGCGGCGAGGCGGCCCGGCGCCUGGAGGGCUUCCUGAAUGACCUGGUCACGCUGGAGCAGGUGCUGCCCCCCGUGGAGCCCGUUCCCUCUGGAGAGCUGACUCGGAAGGACGGCAGGGUGCUCUCUCACCUGCGCGUGGACCUGAAGCCCAGACCCCCAGAGGCGCUCGUCCGAAACGGCAAGGGAGAAGCUGCCAACGGGGAGGCCACGGCGGCCAAGGACGGCAGGCGCUUGAGCAAGAGGCUCUUCAGUCGACGGGCCAAGAGUCCCACGGCGCCCAACGGUGUGACCGGCUCCCUCUGCACCGAGACCUUUGCAGAAGUGCGGCUAGUGACGGGGAAGAGGCCCAAAGAGGGCUCCAGUGCCGACAUCUCAGGUAAAACAAGUCCCAGUCUUGCCAAGGCCAGCAAUUGUGUGAUUUCCUGAGCCAUAGGUCAGCAGUGGGUAGGACCUGUGGAUGCCCCCAGCCCUGUCCUGUGGAGAAUACAGGUCAAACUCUGCACCAGUUUGCACUUCGGACCCUCACUUGCUUCCUGCCCGACAGCCUCUAUCCUGGCCUCAGGGACCCUCAAGCCCAGAUGUGAGAGUCUGCAGCAUCUCAAGAUGACCACACGCCCCUACAAGACUGUCGCUGGCUGGGCAGGGGUCACUCCUUCUUGUUUACAUGAAGUGGAAGCUUGA